AUGGCUACCGCUAGUACCUCUCCUCUCUUUGAGCCCUACAGACUUGGUGAUAUCGGCACUAUCAACCAUCGUGUUGCUCUCGCGCCACUCACGCGCGUGCGUAACGAUGAGGACUUCGCCCCGAAGGAUAUGGCCGUUGAGUACUAUGCUCAACGAGCGAGCACACCUGGUACACUCCUAUUCACAGAGGGUACCGUAGUUGGGCCGCAGGCGUACGGAAUCAGAGGGACUCCGGGGAUCUGGAGCGAUAAGCAGGUUGAAGCUUGGAAGAAGGUUACAGACGCUGUCCAUGCUCAUUGCUCGUUCAUCGUCGUUCAGCUUUGGUCCACAGGACCCGCAGCAGACCCGGCUCUUCUCGAGCGCCUGGGUUAUCCGUACACGAAUGCCUCCGCUUGGCACUCCAACCCUUCCUCUCGACUCCCGCGCGAGAUGACUAUACCGGAGAUCAGAGAGCAUGUCGCUCUGUACGCGAACGCUGCUAAGAAUGCCGUCGAGCGCGCAGGGUUUGAUGGCGUAGAACUACACCUCGGCAAUGGAUAUCUCAUGGACAACUUCAUACAGACCAUCUCCAAUAAGCGCACGGACGAGUACGGUGGGAGCGUCGAGAACCGGAUUCGCUUUCCGCUGGAAGCGCUCGCGGCGAUAGUGGAGGCAGUUGGCCAGGAGCGCGUCGGGAUCUUCAUCAGUCCAUUCGCGUUGUACCAAGGUAUGCGCAUGCCCGAGCCGGACAUUGUCGAGACGUUUUCCGCGCUGCUUAGUCGCGUCCGCGACGCGUACCCCCACCUGGCCUUCGUUCACGUCCGCAAAGACCUCGGAGGAGCAAUCGAUCCCGAAACUGCCAAACGGUACUCGCGCGAUUCCGACGACUACCUCCGCGCGAUCUGGAAGUCGGGGAUUGACGCCGACAGGCGCGCGUACAUCGUGGGAGGCGGCUUCGACCGCGAGAGCGCUCUGAGGCACGCAGAAGCGGGUGACCUUAUCGCCUUCGGGCGGGCGUUUUUGGCGAAUCCCGACCUGCCGCGGAGGUUGUUGAACGACUGGCCACUCACUCAGGGCAACCGCGCCACAUACUACACCAACGGAGAGGCCGGAUACACCGACUAUCCUUUCUAUGAAGAUAGCAGCGCGAAGGAUGUCGGCUGA
This is a messenger RNA of Peniophora sp. CBMAI 1063, 1143 nucleotides long. Lineage: Eukaryota; Fungi; Basidiomycota; Agaricomycetes; Russulales; Peniophoraceae. The record is from the annotation of a GenBank genome assembly.